Molecule: messenger RNA, 1587 nt
Organism: Portunus trituberculatus (swimming crab)
Lineage: Eukaryota; Metazoa; Arthropoda; Malacostraca; Decapoda; Portunidae
Gene: Mlc-c
Product: myosin-2 essential light chain-like
Exons: 5
Coding region: 376-819 (147 amino acids)
Cellular component (GO): myosin II complex
Molecular function (GO): calcium ion binding; myosin heavy chain binding
Source: RefSeq, a predicted model, not a curated record
UUGCAGUACUAGAAGAGCCUCCAGGUGACAUGAGGUGUUCCAGGAGUCUUACUGCAGUGGUUGAGGAAGCAUACGUGUCCUAUAUUGCAAGAUUACUUUCCUCGGGUCGGGUCAGCGAUUAACCUCUUGUCAGCUGUUGCUCAACUGUUCCAAUACUAGUGUGCAGCUGUUUGCCUUUUCCAUUCUAUUCUGUUCAUAAACACCUACAAAUGUGAAAAAAAUGUCUCAUACAAUAACAGUUGGGUUAGAGACAUAGGGAUAGCUCACUGCAUGUAUAAUAAGGAGAAAACCGGAAUGGCAAGAUUUUUAAAAGAGGUUGGUGGCGAGCGGCGAGUUCAGUCCCGUGGAGAUAAGUGAAGAGGAAACACCGUUGCUAUGGCUGCCUUCAACGAGGACCAGAUCGUGGAGUUCCAAGAGGCCUUCAGCAUCUUUGAUCAGAAGGGGGAUGGCAAGAUCCAGGUAUCCCAAAUUGGGGAGGUGUUGCGGGCACUCGGACAGAACCCCACUGAGGCUGACGUGAAGAAACUGUCUCACCAACACCGACCAGAUGAGAGGAUCAGCUUUGAGGUGUUCCUGCCCAUCAUGCAGACGAUCUCCCGCCAACGCCCUGUUGAUACUGCUGAUGACUUCAUUGAGGGACUGCGCCAUUUUGACAAGGACGGUAAUGGCUACAUCUCAUCUGCUGAACUGCGACACCUCAUGACACACUUGGGAGAGAAGCUGACUGAUGAGGAGGUGGAGCAACUGCUAGCUGGUCAAGAGGACUCUCAGGGUAACAUCAACUAUGAGGAGUUUGUUCGCCUUGUCCUAAGUGCUUAGCCUUCUUUCAUCACCUUAGUGCAGUGGAAGGUGAUAGCAGUCUACUCCUUCAGUAUUUUUAUUUGCAAGUGCUUGUAUCUUAUUUAUAUUUGCCUAAAAUUGUGAAAGUAUUUUAUAAUAAAUACAUAUAGUAUAUUUUCAUGAAAUGUCAAAUUUGAAUAUUUGUUUGCAUAAAACUGGAAACCUUUUAGAUGUUGUCUUCCCAGAGACAUAUAGGUUAAAUUUCAGUCUUCCUCCUAAAAUAACAAUAUGGUUUUCCUUGCUUACCUAAUACCUUAUUUAAAAUAUAUGUCUUGGCUUGUAUUUUUGCCUAGAAGUCUCCAGCCCACAUUUCUGAGACUCAUCCUUCCUCCCUUUAGUACUGUUGUUUCUCCAUGUCAUGACAAACAUGUCUAAGGGAAGGUAAACUAAGGUGACUUUGCUAAAGCAGUACAACAUAGGCAGCAGCUUUGACUACUAACACACACAAUAUGAUCUUGCAGUGGUAUCUGAUGGAGAAAAGAAACAUGUACUUAAUCAUGAGAUAUGGUACAUUUGGUUAAUGCUGAACUUUAAUUUGAUUUUGAUCAAAUUGUUAUUCACUAAAUAUUCAAUAUGAUUUUUUAGCAUCAUUUUUGUUAAGAGACCCACAUGCAUUAAAGAUAAACUAUAUUAGAGUUUCCUCCUUUUUUUAUAAUUACUCUUGAUCCCCCUUAGUAUUUGAGCAUUCCAGGGCUGAUUUAAGUGCCUGUGGUAGUUGUUAAAAAUAAAAUUUUGUAAGCAAGUUUA